CACACUUGACACUUACCUCUAAAGACAAGAAAAAGGAAAGAAUGGGGAACUGUCUAAGGCAUGAGUCAGAAAUGCACUGGGCUGGUGAAGAUUGGGAUGAUUUCAUCACACAAGAUGAAGAACAUCACCAUCAUAGCUCCAAGAAGACCUCCAUUAAAGCUAGCAAAACAGUAACUGUUAAACGAGAAAGUAAAUCAUGUGAUCCAUCUCACCAUGAGAUCAAGAUCAGGCUCACGAGGAAGCAACUCCAAGAUUUACUUAAUAAAGUCAACGUCCAUGACUUAACCGGUUCUGCAGCGUCACAUAUUGAUCGUAAAACUGAAGAAGGCAACCAGCCCCGGUUAUGGAAACCGGUUUUGCAGAGCAUACCAGAGGUUGACUGAGAGUUUCUAAUAGAUGAGACCAUGUUGUAUAUUCUUUAGGGGUAGGAAUAGGAUGUUGAUGUAAAUUUUGAGUUUUUUUGUUUUUGUUCGUAAAUAAUUUAUAAACAUAGACCUUCUUGACCGGUGGUAAUACUAGGGGUGGGCACUUCGGUUAUAUUAUCGGUUCGGGUUCGGUUUUGUUAGUU
Messenger RNA from Brassica oleracea var. oleracea, 568 nucleotides. RefSeq lists its product as uncharacterized. The coding region runs from base 42 to 383 and encodes 113 amino acids. Lineage: Eukaryota; Viridiplantae; Streptophyta; Magnoliopsida; Brassicales; Brassicaceae. The record is from RefSeq and is a predicted model, not a curated record. The transcript has a single exon.